Messenger RNA from Stereum hirsutum FP-91666 SS1, 2067 nucleotides. RefSeq names its product Metallo-dependent phosphatase. The transcript has 14 exons. The coding region runs from base 1 to 2067 and encodes 688 amino acids. Gene Ontology annotation, molecular function: hydrolase activity. The record is from RefSeq and is a predicted model, not a curated record. Gene Ontology annotation, biological process: nucleotide catabolic process. Lineage: Eukaryota; Fungi; Basidiomycota; Agaricomycetes; Russulales; Stereaceae.
AUGGUACAGCUUCCGAUAGUGCACUGGAACGAUGUCUACAGAGUUCGACCUCAAAAGAUCGAUCCAACAUCCCCCGAGACCAUCGACUCCACCCAAUUUGCAGCUCUUCUGGAUGAUAUACGGGACAAGUGGCAAGAAAGACUCGAUGGUAAGAAGGAUGGGCUGUCGCUGUUCUCUGGAGAUGUCUUCGCACCGUCAGUAGAGAGUUCCGUCACGAGAGGAAGCCAUAUGGUACCUGUGAUGAACCAGAUGGCUCCGGAUGUGUCUAUGGCAGGGAAUCAUGACUUUGACUUUGGUUACCCUCACUUGUCAAAACUCAUCAAAGACACCAAGUUCCCUUGGCUUCUUAGCAACAUAGUGGACAAUAGUACUUCUCAAGUCCCAGAGCAUGUCUAUGAAUUUCAAGUGCUAGAACGAGCUGGCGUUCGAAUUGGAAUAAUAGGCCUUGUAGAGAAGGAAUGGAUCGGAACUGUUAACUCGUGGCCUUCGAAUUUCGAGUACAGAGAUGCUGCUGAUGUGGCUCUAGACUUGUCAAGAAAACUUCGGGAUCCGGACGGCGAGUACAAAUGUGAUCUCAUCAUCGCGCUUACACACGCUCGGUAUCAACGCUGUCAGGAUGUCGCUCUGGCCAAGAAGCUCAAAGCUCUGACUCCUCGCGCCCAAGAUUCGAGCUUUGUCAGAUCUCACGGAGUGGAUAUGAUCUUGGGAGGACACGACCAUCUCUACUUCGUCGGCAAAGGCGUGGACUCAUGGGAAAACUACGAUCUUACAACUAAGGUCCUUGGUGGCGAAGACGACGAGGGUGACGUACUUAUCGUUAAGAGCGGAACUGACUUCAGAGAUCUUAGCGAGCUGGUGCUGGACAUAGAGGAUGUCACGGACGAAGGUGCCGUCAGGAAUAAAGCCAUCCGAAAGAUAACAGGUAUACACCAUGAAAUCAAGCCUGGAAUGCGAUCCUGCGACAAGCUCCAGAAGAUCCUUGAUAGCGUUCUAUCGGUCGUCGACUCGAACUUGGGCUCUCCCCUAUGCAAGCUCGCCACUCAGCUGGAUGUCCGAUCGCAGUUCAUCCGCGUUGAGGAGUCUGCUUCAGGGAAUUGGUUCGCAGAUAUCUUGCGCCAUACAUAUGAUGAUGCCCUAUGCGUGAAAGGCGUCGAUGGGGGUGCUGACGGUGUAUUCAUAUGUGCUGGAAUGCUGAGGGGCGACUCAGUCUACGGCCCAGGGUAUCUGACGAUGGGAGAUGUUCUGGAAAUUCUUCCGUUCGAGGACCCACUGGUCGUGAUUGAAAUAGAUGGUCAUACCUUAUGGGAGACCCUCGAAGUUUCUCUCGUGACGUGGCCUGCGCAAGAGGGCCGAUUCCCCGUAAUCUCAGGCUUCCGUGUCGAAUGGGACUCGCGCAAGCCUCCUGGUCAACGCGUCUUGAACGUCUGCUUGCAAGACGAAGUCCCAGACGAUGAAUCUAGUACCGCUGCGAAGUUCGUCGACGGUGAGCCAGUCAAGAGAGAGAAGGGCGGGAGGAAGUACAAGAUUGUGACCCGCGAAUAUAUGGCACAAGGACGCGACGGUUUCUUGCCAUUGAAGGACCAGAAGUAUCUGAUCGACGACGAAUCAGGACAAGUAACCAGCACCGUUGUUCGAAAGUAUCUCCUCGGAGCUCAAUUUAUCAACAAACUCGCCCGUGUCGACAAGUCUCAACCGCACCUUCACCCCGACACGCACGAGAUCAUCGCCUCCGAGCGUCGCCGCCAAAAGAAGCAAGACGACAAACACAGAGCCCAUCGUCAACCAUCUAACGCUGAGAAGAACUGGGUGAAAGCCAUCAGCUACGCAUUGCACUCUGCGAGGUCCAGUAAACACUACAGAGAUCACAUCAACGUGAGCGCGAAGGAACACAUGAGUGGGGUGGAUUGCUUUGAUGGGGAAAGCGUAAGGAAGGUGGACCACCGUGAUAAGGAUGAAUCUGGGAAAGAAAAUCAAGAGGAGAAGAAGGAUAAAGUUUUCAACGAAGAGGAUAUGUUGGUUGCGCACCCUGUCGUAGACGGGAGACUGAGAAAUGUAGGACGGGAGUAG